Messenger RNA from Talaromyces rugulosus, 2346 nucleotides. RefSeq lists its product as uncharacterized. The record is from RefSeq and is a predicted model, not a curated record. The transcript is spliced from 4 exons. Lineage: Eukaryota; Fungi; Ascomycota; Eurotiomycetes; Eurotiales; Trichocomaceae. Gene Ontology annotation, molecular function: zinc ion binding. The coding region runs from base 1 to 2346 and encodes 781 amino acids.
AUGGCGACUCCCACGCCCCCAGCUCCGCCCGUUGGCCCUGACACGCUGGUCACCAUCAAGAUCCUGCAGAACGAAUCUGUCAACCGCCGCGUCAAGAUCCCUCUGCGAGAUCUGGGCGCCCGUGUCUUUCCCCAGAAGAUUCGCCAACUCCUCGCCAUUCCUCCCCACUUUACCUUGUCUCUCGAGCGCUACUCGGACAGUGCUGCCAGCUACGUGCAGCUGGAUAGUGAGAACCCGGCCAUCUACAAACAGCUCUACCGUGCCGCCAAAGCGAAGCUCAAGCUCCGUAUCAAGGUGACUUCGUCCCCGACGACACCCAGUGCCGAAGCUCCCGCAGCUUCCAUCCUUGAACUCCCAUCGCAGAAGGAACAAGCUUCUCAGCGUCACAGCUAUCUGGAUACUGUUCUCAGCUCGCCGCUUUCCAACACCAUGCCUCAAGACGCCGAGGCUUCUCGCUCGCACGGCGUUGCUCCUCUGCCCUUGUCGUUCAAACCGCCACAGUCUGCAUAUGCCCUUCGGUUUUCCAAGGAUGACACUGCAAAUGGUUCGUUCUGUAUAGAUUGCAACCACUGUGGACGCGUGAUCUCUACCGACCACUACCACUGCGCCAUUUGCGAUGACGGAGACUACGACUUGUGCCUUGGUUGCGUCGAGGCGGGUGUGACCUGCUCUGGCGACGAGCACUGGCUUCUUAAACGCCUGGUUCAGAAUGGACUUAUAAAAAAUAGCACCACCGAAACCCUUGCUCCAAAGCGGGUUCAAGAGCCUUCGGUGCACAAGCCAUCCAACGACCUUCAGAAAUCAGGCUGCUCCAAGACAGCCCCACUAGCUAAACAAGCGGCCAAUAUUAUCGCCCAAGCCCUUGAUGUUGGCGAUAAGCGCACCUGUGACGCUUGCUUCCGUGAAUUCCCCGAGGCCAAGAUGGUGACGUGCAACACCUGUGAAGACUAUGACUUGUGCUUUGCUUGUCUUUUGAAAAACGCCCAUAGCCACAGUCACAGCUUUUCGGCCAUUCAAUGCGGCGAAUUAGCUUCGAACAACUUGCCUGCCGGCCCAGUUCGCCAUCGAGCACUGUGCGAUGGAUGUGACAAGCGCAUUAUAGGAGAACGCCACAAGUGCCUUGCAUGUCCCGAUUUUGAUUAUUGCUCGUCAUGCAUCAAGGCGGCACAUCAGACUCACCCCGGCCACGGCUUCGUCCCCAUCUACAUGCCUCUUCCCAGCUCUAUUCAGCCCCAGGAACUUCACCACAACAUCUACUGCGAUGGACCUCUAUGCCGCAACAAGACUUCGGCGACUUGCAUCAUUGGCGUUCGCUACAAGUGUGCUAUCUGUCACGAUACUGACUUUUGCCAAGCCUGCGAAGCCCUGCCUACCAACCCACACAACCGUACCCAUCCAUUGAUCAAGUUCCAGACUGGUGUACGCAAUGUGAGUGUAAGCACGCUUGGCGAUGAUGGCUUUGGUGGUCGCCAAGUUGUCAUGGGCGAUCGUAGCGCUCCAGUGUUGCCGCCCACUUCUACGGUAGUCAGCCAAACUUCGGCUACACAGACCACCAACGAGGGUGAACAAAACGACGAGAAGGCAGAAGAAGCGGAGCAGCCUGAAACCCACCACCAGACUGCGGCAUCCGUAGAGGAGCCAGAGCCUGUGACCACUGAAGAGCACGGCGCCUACUUUACGCGGGACACAGUACCCGAUGGCACGCCCAUCGCCCCCUCUCACGUUUUCGAACAGACAUGGACGCUCUACAACCCUGGUCCGCUGUCAUGGCCUGUUGGAACUAGUGUUGGCUAUGUUGGUGGAGAUGUCAUGUUCAACAUUGACUCGGACCACCCUUCCAGCACUCAGGCGCUUCGGUCGGCCAUGUCCAGCAACGAAUUGACUAGCCCUGUGGGCCCAUCUGAGUCGGCUAACUUUACCGUUACUCUCAAGAGCCCUCAGCAAACCGGCACGGCCAUUUCGUACUGGCGUUUGAAGCUGCAAGACGGAACUCCAUUUGGACACAAGCUGUGGUGUGAUAUCAAGGUCGUUGAAGAGCCGCAAGCCGUGGAAGACCCAGUUGAAGAGCCUGCCGAAAUCAAGUCUGAGACUGCUCUGACUGAGAGUAACAUGAUUUUCCCCAAGCUCGAAAAGGAGUCCCCAGUCUCUAGCACCCAUGAGGCAAUCUCGACCGCUCCCCCGGCCCCUCCGUUGUCUAGCUCGGACGAGCGGGAUAUUUUGGAAGAUAUCGAGAGUCUGAAACUCGAAGAUGUCGACACCGAGGACGAGCCCGGGUUCCUCACCGAUGAUGAGUACGAUAUUUUGGAUGCCAGCGACCAGGAGUGCUUAAACGGCAAACACGCCUAA